GGAGAGAAGCCAUGUUCUGUUUUUAGAUGGUUCUGUUCCGUUUACGGUUUUAGGUUUUGUUUUAUUUGUUCGUUUUUUUCCCCCCUUCACUUGAAGAGUUCACCGAGUUUUAUAGGUCACCAUGUCUACACCUGAGUCACAGAGCACCAUCACAGGAGAAGAGGAGGAGCAAUCUACAGCAGCUACAAGCCAGGGCUAUGUGCUUCCAGAGGGCAAAAUAAUGCCAAAUACAGUCUUUGUAGGUGGAAUCGACAUCAGGAUGGAUGAAAUUGAAAUCAAAGAGUUCUUUUCAAAGUUUGGUUUGGUUAAAGAAGUCAAAAUCAUUACAGAUAGAAAUGGAGUAUCUAAAGGGUACGGUUUUGUUUCAUUUUAUGAUGAUGUGGAUGUGCAGAAAAUUGUGGACAGUCAAAUAAGUUUUCAUGGGAAAAAGUUGAAACUGGGUCCUGCAAUAAGAAAGCAGCAGAACACUUGUUCUUAUGUACAACCACGGACUGUGGUGCUUAACCCACCCGCACCUCAGUUCCACAAUGUCUGGGGCAAUCAGAAUGUAGAUCCUUAUCUUCAGCACCCUCAAGUGAUCAGUCCAGUUACUCAAUAUAUGCCGGCGUGCCCUUACCCAAAUUCAGCGCCUGUCAUGUUCCAGCAAUUCCCUAUGGGAUAUCAGCAGACUGGAUACUAUCAGGUAGCACCACCCUGGCCAGCGGGAGAUCAUCAAAGGGGCUACGUAUUUCCACCGGCACCACAUCUGCUUUACGCCAAUCCUCUGGUACAAUUCCAGGAAGAAAAGAAUUAUGAAAAACAAAAACCAGCGGCAUUUACUGUGAACUACCCUUGUAAUGAAAUCGAUCCAUCUAUAGAGAUAAUGCAGGAAUUCCCUUUGCAUGAGCAAUCCGCUUCCCCAUCCAGUCCUCAAAAGAAAUCUGUUGAUCGCAGUAUACAAACAGUCGUAUCAUGUCUCUUGAAUCCAGAAAACCGUCUGCAGCGCACAUUUAUAUCUCCAGAGAGACUUCUGCAUGAUUAACAGCCUGAUAUUUGUGUAGGCUUAAAAA
Messenger RNA from Pelobates fuscus (common spadefoot toad), 1049 nucleotides. RefSeq names its product deleted in azoospermia like (gene DAZL). Gene Ontology annotation, molecular function: mRNA 3'-UTR binding; translation activator activity; protein binding. Gene Ontology annotation, biological process: 3'-UTR-mediated mRNA stabilization; positive regulation of translational initiation. Lineage: Eukaryota; Metazoa; Chordata; Amphibia; Anura; Pelobatidae. The transcript is spliced from 12 exons. The coding region runs from base 122 to 1021 and encodes 299 amino acids. Gene Ontology annotation, cellular component: cytoplasm. The record is from RefSeq and is a predicted model, not a curated record.